Molecule: messenger RNA, 774 nt
Organism: Pyrenophora tritici-repentis Pt-1C-BFP
Lineage: Eukaryota; Fungi; Ascomycota; Dothideomycetes; Pleosporales; Pleosporaceae
Source: RefSeq, a predicted model, not a curated record
AUGUCUCUAGCAUGCGCAUACCAAUUGCAUCCUGGGAUACCCAUCUCCAUUGGCGCCAAUGAAGCCGUACACCAACAGCGGCUCUUGGAUGAGGAAGCGGAGGCCGAUGAACGCCAAGAGGAGUUUUAUUUAGACGUAUUUUGCGACGCGAAGAGCAAGAAGAAAGACGAGGUCAAUGGCGCGAUUGUGGUUUUGAAAGAUGGAAAGAUCUGCCUCUGGCCCAAAGACCCAGAAACCGGCCUUCCCGCACGCGGUCCAAAUGACGAACCACCACCCUACCCCUUCACAGGCUUCUAUCUACCUUUCCCUUCUUCUGAGCUCCCACAUCGCCCUAUGCCUGCCGCGCCCAUCCUAGGCCUCGUCAGCACCGUCCCACCCUCUCCCCCCCCUUCCCCCGCCUCAUCCGCGCCUUCAACACCCUCCCCGACACCACCCUCCAAAACGUCCUCCAAACGCACAAAGCCAAAGCUCAACUGGCUCUACGCGGACAACUAUUCGCGCGAACUGCGGUAUGGGCCGCGCGCUGAAGCAAAGAAACAUACAGUUGGGCCGUGGGAUUGGACAGAAGAUGAACAGGGUUUGACGUUGGAUGGGGAGGAGUGUCUUGUGGCUGUAGAAGAGAAGAGGGGCGGGUAUGGCUGGGCUGUGUACUGGGAUCGAGAGGAUGACUGUUUGAAAGAGCAAGGAAUAGGGAAGGACAAGAGGGUGUUGAGGUGUAGUUUGGAGAGGAGGCUAGUGGAGGAACGGACUAUAAAGGGGCUGAAUGAGGACUGA